Molecule: messenger RNA, 2391 nt
Organism: Aureobasidium melanogenum CBS 110374
Lineage: Eukaryota; Fungi; Ascomycota; Dothideomycetes; Dothideales; Saccotheciaceae
Exons: 4
Coding region: 1-2391 (796 amino acids)
Molecular function (GO): protein binding
Source: RefSeq, a predicted model, not a curated record
AUGGAUGCGUCCCCUCCUACAGCGUUCCGCAUCAAGGAUCUACCUCCUGAGAUCUUCAAACUGGUACUGGAGAACUUGGAGAAGUCCGCCCUUGUAGCCACCAGAUCUACCUGCAAGCAGUUCAAGGAAGAAACCGACGAUCGCUUUUACAUUACUUUCCUCGCCGAAAUCGAGUCCAAUCUCACGCAGAGGAAGCUGGAGAGCUUGCUCUGGCUUUCUCAGCAGUCUCGCCCUGCCCGCCACGUCAAGUCUUUGUUAUUUUCAAUCGACGACGACUAUACUGCUCGUCCUCACCAUCGACUCAUCAACAGAAUCAUCAACAACCUCGGCCUCUUCAGCAGCUCAGUCACUCUCGGUGUUGCAUCGCAGCAGUGGAAUCAUCCCGCCUUCUUGGCUCACUGCACAGACAUGGCAGACUUCCUAACGUUCUAUCUUGUCCCCUUGAGAGAUGUCGUUAACGUGGGCACCUGGAAGAUUGUGGUCAGGACACAUGAUCUCAGCCGCGCCGACUGGAGCCUGGAAGACUGUUUCGGCGAAAUCGGUGAUUUCAUGGACUGCGUGGUGGACGGGGAUGUCACCCUUGCACAAGACACCGCACUCGAGAUACACGACGGCGCCGGAGACCCCGUUCGCCACGUCCAGGUGACCAACCAUGCUACCAGGCAUGCGACUCUCAAAAACUUUAUGUGCGAAACGCUCGACAACAACAACAGAACCUGCUCACUGGAUGAUGCCGGCUUUACCGACUCUUGGAAGCCCAAGACUCUCACCAUCAAAGAUUCUGUCUUCUUGCAAGGGACCUUGCGUCGUUCAGUCAACAAGAAUCCCAUUUUAAGACACCUAAUUCUUGAGAAUGUCUGUAUCAGACGCUGGUUUGACCAAUCUCAAUAUGUUAUCGAGCCUGCAGAUUGGAUUGAGACCUUGCAGAUGCUUCAGCUCGGUCACCUCGAAUCCUGCCGCCUGGUCAAUCUGCGCGACGGCAAUGAUGACUUCUUCGUCGAAGGUGUUUGGGAGUUCACUGCCACGCCUUACUGCAGUGCACAAAUAUGUCAAACUGUCUGUUCUCUGUUGAUGAUGAGUGAAAGCAAGGAACUAGCAGCAUUGACUGUCUCCUCAUCAUACCCAGUCGCCGCUAUGGAACACUACAGCCGCGCCGCACGCAUGGCUCGCUCUUCUUCUGCGAACCGCUCCCAAGAUGGUCCUGGAGGAGGUAUCUUCGCCUACCUCAACUCGCGCCGCACCCCUGAAGUCGCUCAGAUGGCCUUGAAGCUAGGCCCAGAUUCGAGUCUGGUGUCCCUGCCCACGGAACUGCUUGAGAUGAUUAUUGCUCUUGUAGCCGAGGACGAGAAGAGUCUUCCAAGCGUGAGACUCGUCUGCAAGCUGUUCAAGAACUUGAGCAAAGACUACUUCCACUGCGCUUUCCUCACCCACCUUCACGUUGCACCAACCCGCAGAGCAUUUGGCAGACUGCUGUCGACUGCACGAAACCCCGAGCUCAGCACUUCUGUCCAAGCCAUCACUGUUCUCUACGACAACGAAAAUUUCGCUGACUCGGGUGCUUUGUGCUCUGGUAUGCACGAAAGGGGCAAAGUCGAUUUCUUCCUCGAAACCCUUGAGUACUUCCAUCGAAUCGGUAAAGAAGUCGACCUCAACGUUACAGUCGCCAAUCCUCCUCUCGAUGCAGGUUCCUCGGUCAUUCGCAUUCUGUACCGCGUCCUUGGAUAUGUGCUCUAUGGCUACCCCGUUUACGGCCCUCCUGGUGUACGAACUAUCACUAUGCACAUCGACGAUACCUCAAGCGCCGCUUAUCCCAUCUUAACCGACCCUUCCGAAGCACGCGAGCUCGCUGUAUGUUAUAGCGCCGCAUUCCAAGAUAUUUGGGUGCGCAUGGCCGAAAUUCAAGCUCUAUUGGAGGUCAAAGUCAGAUUCAGCAAGAAAGGUGAAGAGACGCAGCCACCUCGUGAGCUGAUAAUUCAACAUAAGGAAGGAUUCAUGCAUAUCGGCAUGUACAACCUCGCAACCUGGCACUUUGACAUCAUGGGCCGCAUGACUAUUUUCAGCGAGAUUUACCUCCUUGACAUCCAGAACUGCGCACUCGACAUCAGAAGAGUGUGGGAUUGGUUCCACGAACACGCUAGAAUGCAGCACCUGGUCCUCAGAAACGUCAGUGUUCACGACAUUAGCAGACUCUACAAUCCGCCACGGCUUUCUGCGAGGCCCAUGGAGUGGAAUGAAUUCAUGAACGAACUAGCUGGUUCCACCAACCUGCAGUCAUUCUGGGCAGAACACUUGAUCGACCAUGAUGGCUCGAUUCUCUACACUGAGCCCUGGCACAUCCAAGCAACUCCAAAUGCUUCGGUCUCUGAUGGCAUCUGGACUCAAUGGCCUUGA